Setaria italica (foxtail millet) is the source of this 3324-nucleotide messenger RNA. Its product is annotated as zinc finger CCCH domain-containing protein 53. The coding region runs from base 353 to 2413 and encodes 686 amino acids. The transcript is spliced from 9 exons. Gene Ontology annotation, molecular function: metal ion binding; RNA binding. NCBI's taxonomy places the organism in Eukaryota, Viridiplantae, Streptophyta, Magnoliopsida, Poales, Poaceae. The record is from RefSeq and is a predicted model, not a curated record.
GCGAGAAAGCACAAGGCCGGCACAGUGAGGAAAGGGGAGCUUAUAGAUAGAUAGCGAUGCAGCGCGAGGUGCGCACUACGCCCCGGUCGCUGCUGCCAGUAGAGUAGCGUAGCAUAGCUUGCCCGCCGCCGCGACCUCCGGGUUCUGGGAAAUGGAGCAGCUGCUCACCGCUGCCUCACUGGCGCCGCACCAAGUGAAGCUGUCUUGAGCUCGAGCUUGCUUGCUUGCUCGCUCCGUUUAGCACAGCAGCGAACACAGCUCCAACAACGCAACUCGGGAGAGAAGAGGAAAAAGGAGAAGGAAGCUCUUGUGCUGUGAUUGCUUGCUUUCUGUAGACCCAGAGCCGCUGGCCAUGGACGCCUACGAGGCCACCAAGGUGGUGUUCUCGCGGAUCCAGGCGCUGGACCCGGACCACGCCGCCAAGAUCAUGGGCUUCCUGCUCAUCCAGGACCACGGCGAGAAGGAGAUGAUACGCCUCGCCUUCGGCCCGGAGGCGCUGCUCCACACCGUCAUGGCCAAGGCGCGCAAGGACCUCGGCCUGCUCCCGGCCUCCGGACCGGGCACGCCAACCUCCGUCGCCGCCGCCGGGCACUCCCCGUUCCUGCUCUCGCGCCAGAACUCCGGCCGCUGCGGCGGCGGCGCCGGCACCGCGCCCUCGCCGCUCUCGGUGUCGUCGCCCUCCUCCUGGGCGCCGCCGCCCGUGUUCUCCAGGACCAACAGCGCCACCAAUGGCGCGGCGGAGGAGAUGGCCGGCGUCGGGGAGGACCUCAUGAGCCCCGCGAACGGGAACGGCCCGCCGUCGCCGUUCUUCGGCGCGACUGCCGGCGACCAGCUCCUCGACGAGCUCCAGCUGCAGGAGCAGCUCGCGUUCCUCAACGACGCCGGCGCGGGGGCAGGGCACCAGCUGCCCCUGUUCGACGCAAGCGAGUGCCGGAGCCCCGGAGCUGGCGAUGGCGGUUUCUUCCCCUACGGGAGCCUCGGUUGGGCCAACGGCGGCCCCGGGCACCGCCGUAGCUCGUCGGUCAGCGAGCUCUGCCUCGGCGGGGCCGCCGACGGCCUCGGAUGGAAGCCGUGCCUCUACUACGCCCGCGGGUACUGCAAGAACGGCAGCGCCUGCCGGUUCGUGCACGGCGGGCUCCCCGACGACGCCACCGCUCUCGCCGGUGGAAAGAUGGACCCCGCCACCAUGGAGCAGCAGUGCCAGGACAUCCUCCUCCGCUCCAAGUCCCAGCGCCUUGCUGCCGCUGCCUUCCCUUACUCCCCCACCGGCUCGCUCCCAGGCUCCCCGUCCGCGGCCAGCAAGUGCCUGAGCUUGCUCUUGCAGCAGCAGCAGAACGAGAACCAGAGGGCGGCAGCUGCAGCGGCCGCCGCAGCGCUGAUGCUGGGCGGCGACGAGGCGCACAAGUUCAUGGGGCGGCCGCGGCUCGACCGCGCCGACUUGGCGAGCAUGAUGAACCCCGGCUCGCGCCAGAUUUACCUCACCUUCCCGGCGGACAGCACCUUCCGCGAAGAGGACGUCUCCAACUACUUCAGCAUCUACGGCCCGGUGCACGACGUGCGCAUCCCGUACCAGCAGAAGCGCAUGUUCGGGUUCGUCACCUUCGUCUACCCGGAGACGGUGAAGCUGAUCCUGGCCAAGGGCAACCCGCACUUCAUCUGCGACGCGCGCGUCCUCGUCAAGCCCUACAAGGAGAAGGGCAAGGUCCCCGACAAGUACAGGAAGCAGCAGCUGCAAGGCGAGAGGGUGGAUUUCUCCAACGGGCUAGACGCCAGGGACUCCUUCGAUCUGCACCAGCUCGGUGCGAGGAUGCUGCAGCACUCGAACAGCGCCAACGAGAUGCUGCUGAGGAGGAAGCUGGAGGAGCAGCAGCAGGCAGCCGAGCUGCAGCAGGCGAUGGAGCUCCAGAGCCGACGGCUGAUGGGUUUGCAGCUGCUCGACCUCAAGUCACGCUCGUCGCCGAGCCCCAUCGGCAUGCCCUUCAGUCCCACCCGGGCCGUCGCCUCCCCUACCGUCGAGUCGCCGCCGGAUUCUGGGGAGCAAGGCAAGGGCAGCAGCUUCCUUCUUCCCCAGAGGCGGGCGGCGGUCAACGGAGGCGAUAAGGAGGAAUCUAGCGGCGAGGCGAGCCCGAACGCAGACAGUGACCAGAGUGCGGAGCAUAACCUGCCGGACAGCCCGUUCGCGUCGCCGACCAAGUCCGCCGCAGCAGCAUUUGCUCAUGAUCCUUUCGCGCUCACUGAGUCGGAGGUCGCAGCUGCCUCGCCCGGUCGCAACACCUCGUUUGCUGGCAUCAACAAUGGCGGCCUCACUACUCAUCUCAGGCCCUCUGCGCUGGACAUACCUUCACCAAAGCCUUACUUCUUCCCCAUGUCCAGGCUGUCCUCCGAUCACGGCGCCGGCGCGAUCGGGAUGUAAAGUUGUCCUCAACGGGAGGGAGUAUGAUACUACUGGCUAAUCAUAGAAUAAUAGAAGCAAAGAAAGAAGAUAGUGGAGUAUAGGAAAAAAAGAAUGGAGAAGUUGCAGCAUAGUGUUAGUUCAGUUCCUUUUUUCUUCCUUUUUUUACUUUCAAGAGUUUGAUAGCUUUUAUGAAACAAAACCAUAAGUAGGAGAAGAUGCCAGCCAUGGCCACAAGCUGGGGAAGCAGAAAGCAGCAACAGAUUAGUGGUCUCGUAUCCACAUUAUUACCAUCUGCAUUACUACUAGUUACUACUAUUAGCUAGUGUACUUAGUAUAGCCACCACCAGCAUUGAUGUUCUACUACCAGCGUCUACCACAGUAACCUAGUAGCUCCAUCCAUGAUAUGCUACUGCUACAGCAGCCACUAGUUCAUACUACACUUGAUAGCACUAGGUGUGAUGCUUACCAACCACAAGAUGGUACAUACAUGUAACUCUACUAGGCUGCCUUUGCUUUCUUGCUCGCUGUGUGCAAACAGCCAUGCGAGGCAGAUGUGACAGGCUUGGAUUGGAGAGGAGGCUGCUGGUCCAGUCCAGUGUGGUGUAUGUAAAAAGAUCUCACGAGACAAGAUGAAGAAACAAACGAGUGUCGAGUGUAGGUGUGUGAUUGAAGGACCACCCUCCAGUCUGCUGAUGCCGAACCAAGCUGUUUGUCAAUAUAGGGAGGAGAGGUGUCAGCGUUGUUGGCUGGGUUGUUCAUGGUCCCCUUCUUUCAGCAGGUGCAGCUCACUACAAAAGAAAAGAUGUUUUUUAUUUUUCUUUUUCGUUUUUACCUUUGCUUCUGUCGAAUGAAUAUACUGUAGUGACAGUGUUAUUAUACAAAGGAAAGAAAAUGAAAGAUAUGGAAAUAAUUUGCCCUCUAUGGUUUCA